ACUACAAAUUAUAUAAAUUGCUGUUAUAGUAAGCUAAAAUAAAUGCGUUUAUUUUAAAAUGUUACGUAAGAUAUUUCACCUGUCUACAUUGUUUCCUUGUAGCAGUCUAAACAAUUCCAUCUAUUAUAACAAUAUUUGCACGUCAAUUUAAAUUUUGUUUGGUGAAAAAGUUUUAAUAUGCUUUUGGCGAAGACUAGUCUAUACGGCUGCAAAGCUGUUGAGUGUGUUCUCUUGGCGUCAAAUCGACUCUUUGAACUAGCUAGCUGAGGGGUGCGUUUGCCGAGUUGACUGUUGGCUGGAUAUUUUACAGAGGACGUCCGAAGUGAGGGACGAUGCUUUUAGCCCGCAGCAGGAGCUCAACUGAAGUGGAAACACGGUCAAUAAUCGCAAACGUUCCCAGUUUAGCCAACAAGCUAGUGACAACAAGAGUCUGAUAUUGUUGUUGUGGCCGCGUGCGUCAUAAUUCGGACGUGUGGGUUUGAAAUCUAAACAAGUCCAGGCCUGAUAACAACAUGAGGCUUUUGAGGUUCCUGAGGAACAGCGUGGCUGUCGGGAAGGACAUAGACUAUUACUCAAAGUUUUCUCCUUCGCCUCUUUCCAUGAAGCAGUUUCUGGAUUUUGGCUCUGAAAAUGCAUGUGAGAAAACAUCCUUCGCCUUCCUCAGACAAGAGCUUCCUGUGAGGCUGGCAAACAUCAUGAAGGAAAUUAAUUUGCUGCCAGACAAUCUUCUGAGAACUCCAUCAGUCCGCUUGGUCCAAAGCUGGUAUAUGCAAAGUUUCCAGGACAUCCUUAAAUUCAAGGACAAAAAUGCAGACAAUGAAAAAGUUACACAUGAUUUCACAGAUGCCGUCAUCAAAAUCAGGAACCGCCACAACGAUGUGAUUCCCACCAUGGCUCAAGGCGUCGUGGAGUACAAGGAAAUGUACGGCACCGACCCGGUCGUCAGCCAGAACGUUCAGUAUUUUCUGGACCGUUUUUACAUGAGUAGAAUAUCCAUCAGGAUGCUGCUCAACCAGCACACUCUCCUGUUUGGAGGGAAUGUGAAAGUGAAUCCUGCACAUCCCAAACAGAUCGGCAGUAUUGAUCCACACUGUCACGUCACUGAAGUUAUCAAAGAUGCUUACGAAAACGCAAGGAACCUUUGUGACCGCUUUUACAUGAACUCUCCGGACCUGAUACUGGAGGAAUUCAAUGCCAAAGAACCAGGAAGUCCUGUAACUGUAGUCUACGUUCCGUCUCACCUGUAUCACAUGGUAUUUGAACUUUUUAAGAACGCAAUGCGAGCUACGAUGGAGUUGUGCGGCGAUACGAUGGAGUGUCCUCCCAUCCAGGCCCAGGUGGCUCUUGGAUCUGAAGACCUCACAGUGAAGGUGAGCGAUCGCGGGGGCGGGGUUCCCAUGCGUAAAAUCGACCGGCUCUUCACUUACACGUACUCCACCGCUCCACGGCCCAGCGUCGACGGCUCCCGCGGCGCUCCUCUGGCUGGUUACGGCUACGGCCUGCCCAUCUCUCGCCUGUACGCACGGUACUUUCAGGGGGACCUGAAGCUCUACUCUCUGGAGGGUUACGGGACGGAUGCGGUCAUCUACAUUCGGGCGCUGUCCACAGAGUCCAUCGAGCGGCUCCCCGUGUACAACAAGUCCGCCUGGAAGCACUACAAGACCAUCCACGAGGCGGACGACUGGUGCGUCCCCAGCAAAGAGCCCAAGGACAUGACCACGUUUCGCAGUUUUUGAAGCAGAAAUGUAGCAGAAUCCCUUCUGAGGGAUAUUUUUAUACAGAGGGUAUUUUCCAAACAAAAGCCAGUCUUAUCUCUGAGGGUCAAAUAGCUUAGAAAAAUGACAUGAAUGCACUGAGCUGUUGGAAGCUUUAGAGCCGCUGUUUUUAGUCUAACUGCACAGUUUGAGUGUUUCCUCUGUUGUGUGUGCAGCGUCCUGCUUAUGAACAAGUGUUAGUGUGUUAAAUAUUUGUCUGCUGCUUCUUGGGUUUGGGUAUUUAAGGGGAAAAAGGUUAAAUCUUCUGUCUUUAGUUGACAGGAUAUGAGGUAGAGAGGAUGCUGCACACUGUUGCACAAAACUCUAGAUUUCUAAAUCCGUUAAAUAACUUUUUUCCAAGUUGUUUGUAAGUGAGCUUAAGCACCUUCCAGUUAACUUCAGCUAAAUAUUACCUGUAUUUGGUAGGUCGUGGUUAACCAAUGCUGUUACAAUAUUAUAUGUUUACUAUUUCCAUUCAGCACAAUGGAAAUUAAGUGUUUAUUGUAAAUAUUUUAAGAUGCUUUGGAGAAGUCAUGAAACAGCAGAGGUCAUGAUGAAGAUGUGUGGUCUUGUUUGAGACAGUUUGGUUUGCAUUUUCUGUGCUGAUCGUGAAGGGAAUUUGUGUGUGUGUGAUCAUCACUGCUGGGAAUAAAUGCUUGAAAUAUUCA
Messenger RNA from Oryzias melastigma (Indian medaka), 2422 nucleotides. RefSeq names its product pyruvate dehydrogenase kinase, isozyme 1 (gene pdk1). Bases 513 to 1736 code for a protein of 407 amino acids. Gene Ontology annotation, cellular component: mitochondrion. Gene Ontology annotation, molecular function: pyruvate dehydrogenase (acetyl-transferring) kinase activity. The transcript is spliced from 11 exons. The record is from RefSeq and is a predicted model, not a curated record. NCBI's taxonomy places the organism in Eukaryota, Metazoa, Chordata, Actinopteri, Beloniformes, Adrianichthyidae. Gene Ontology annotation, biological process: protein phosphorylation; regulation of glucose metabolic process.